GUCUUCAUACAGCCGGUGCGGCGGUGCCACCUCCGCUAUCAACGCCUUUAAAUACACCUUAUUCCUUUAAGGAAUGACACCCUGUUUCUUGCUUCUAUAACACACCACAUUCCUAUUCCUAUUCCUAAAUCCUAUAUAUAAUCAACCAGUUACACUAUUUCAACUCGAACUCAUAAACUUUCACAACAAUGGGUGUCUUGUUUGAGCCUACAAACAAUGACAACAACCCCCGUUUGUUGGAAGAUUUCAUAGAAAAAGCCGGUGGCUGUGCUGUCAUUGACGGCGGCUUUGCCACACAGCUUGAGCUCCACGGCGCGUCCAUUAAGGACCCGCUGUGGAGCGCGCUUUGCUUGAUUAAUAACCCACACCUUAUCUCUAAGGUUCAUUUGGAGUAUUUGGAAGCUGGUGCUGAUAUAAUUGUCACUUCUUCUUAUCAGGCUACUCUUCCUGGUUUCAUAUCCAGAGGAUUGUCCCUUGAACAAGCGGAAAAACUACUAGAAAAGAGCGUGAAACUAGCGACGGACGCUCGUGAUGUUUUCUGGGAAAGCGUGAACAAAAUCGAUGAUCAUACGUACAAUCGGGCUCUUGUUGCAGCCUCUAUCGGAAGCUAUGGUGCAUAUCUUGCUGAUGGCUCAGAAUACAGUGGGAAUUAUGGAGAAAAUGUGGAUAUGAACAAACUCAAAGACUUUCAUAGACGAAGACUGCAAGUUCUUGUUGCGGCCGGUCCUGAUCUGCUUGCUUUCGAAACCAUUCCAAAUAAGCUUGAGACACAAGCUAUAGUGGAAUUACUCGAAGAAGAAAACGUUCAAAUCCCAUCGUGGAUUUGUUACAGUUCGGUAGACGGUGUAAAUGCUCCUUCAGGAGAGAGCUUUGCGGAUUGCCUUGAAGUUAUUAACACCAGCCGCAGAAUCGCAGCUGUUGGGAUAAACUGUGCACCGCCACAGUUUGUUCAUAGCCUUGUUCAGAAAUUCAAAGGGUUAACCGAAAAAGUGAUUGUUGUUUAUCCGAAUAGCGGUGAAAUUUGGGAUGGUAUUGCGAAAAAAUGGAUGCCAUCCAAGUGUUUUAAUGAUGACAAGUUUAAGGUGUUAGCGACAAGAUGGCGCGAUUCAGGAGCUAAACUUAUCGGUGGGUGUUGUCGGACUACGCCUUCAACCGUCCGAGGCCUUUCAAAGGUUUUGAAGAAGACUUCUUUGGCUACUAAUUGAACACAAGAUAUGGUUUAGGAUAAUAUUUAUAUAAUUUAUAAAUAUAAUCAUGUAGCCAUUAAAGAAAUGGGCCUAUUUAUAUAUUUAUUUAUUUAUUUUAUUUUAUUUAACUUUUAGUUUUUUUUUUAUUACAAUUAAUGAAAAGAUUAUUAAUGUUCUGGGCUAAAA
Messenger RNA from Helianthus annuus (common sunflower), 1373 nucleotides. RefSeq names its product homocysteine S-methyltransferase 1. The record is from RefSeq and is a predicted model, not a curated record. Gene Ontology annotation, molecular function: zinc ion binding; S-adenosylmethionine-homocysteine S-methyltransferase activity. Gene Ontology annotation, biological process: S-methylmethionine cycle. NCBI's taxonomy places the organism in Eukaryota, Viridiplantae, Streptophyta, Magnoliopsida, Asterales, Asteraceae. The coding region runs from base 189 to 1205 and encodes 338 amino acids. The transcript is spliced from 6 exons.